CACCAGAGCCGCAAAAACACCCUACACAAGGGAACAACACUAGCGAGAGCUAUAGAGAGAGAAAAGAGACCCAGUGCAGCAUGGAGCACCAGAAGGGACAGUACGGCCACGGCACCACCGGCCGCGUCGACGAGUACGGCAACGUGGUUGCUGGACACGGCACCGGAACCGGGACCGGCGGUAUGGGCAUGAGAGCACACGGUGGUGCCGGUACCGGCGCCGGCACGGGCGGGCAGUUCCAGCCCGCCAGGGAGCAGCACAAAACAGGCGGCAUCCUGCACCGCUCCCGCAGCUCCAGUUCCAGCUCGUCUGAGGAUGACGGCAUGGGUGGCCGGAGGAAGAAGGGCAUCAAGGAGAAGAUCAAGGAGAAGCUCCCCGGCGGCCAAAAGGACGAGCAGCAGGGGCACGCCGGCAUGACCGGCGGCGCCUGCGGGCAACAGGGGCACACCGGAAUGACUGGCACCGGCACCGGAGCUGAGGGCACCGGCGAGAAGAAGGGCAUCAUGGACAAGAUAAAGGAGAAGCUCCCCGGGCAGCACUGAGCGGGCGUAGCACCGCGUACAUGCGACAAGUCGUGCUACACGGCACGACGUUCCUAGAACACAAUAAGAUGAGCCAAAAAAUAAAGUAUCCUUGGUCACGCCCGCACGUGCGAGACGUAGCUUUCCACUUGUGUCUGUAGUCGCUGUUGUGAGGUCCCCACUUGUGUGCAAUGCGAGUGUGAUGGAUGCAAGUUAGUGUGUACUGUGUAUACUGCUUUGUUUUUUGAAAUAUAUAUACACGUGUCUAUCUUUUUUUA
Molecule: messenger RNA, 799 nt
Organism: Phragmites australis (common reed)
Lineage: Eukaryota; Viridiplantae; Streptophyta; Magnoliopsida; Poales; Poaceae
Product: dehydrin DHN3-like
Exons: 2
Coding region: 81-542 (153 amino acids)
Biological process (GO): response to water
Source: RefSeq, a predicted model, not a curated record